CUCUUGACAUUUUUGCUUGUAGUCACGUUUAAGAAUGAGCACACUGGUCAGACUUCCGAAGUCCGCAUGCCAGUACACUGCCAAUGUGGUGACAGUGGUCAGGGAUUUUGCAGCUUCUCCCUGCAAACAGACUGAGAGAGUCUGCAUGAGACUCUGAGAACUCCAACUUCAAGACGGCGGUGUAGAGGGCUGGGCGCAUUGGGGCGCAUUCGGCUGCAGCGCCUCAGCUUGCCCUUCUGAGAUGGGGCAGUCGCACGAAGGAUGCUUUGUAUGUUGACGAUGGGCUAAAGAGAAGCACGCGGCAUGCGGCGGAGACCAUGCGCUAAGACGUUUGUGAAGCUCUCCACGAGCUGUGGUGGUACGGCUGAAUACCAAACGAACAGUCUCUCUGUAUCCGGCAAGCUGCUUGAACUUUACCUUAGGAAUCACAAAGUUUGGAGGGGGGGGCUUCAUCGUCAAAAACAUGGCGAGCAUGGAACUGUACCGCAGGAGUACUCUGGGGACCUGCCUGGAGGCCACUCUCGAUGAGCUCGUCAAUCAAGCAGCCAUGACGCCUCUCCUGGCCGUGAAAACCCUGAUGCAUUUUGACAAGGCCUUUGAAGAUGCUUUGAGGGACAGGGUGACAACAAAAGCGACCAUCAAGGGGCAUCUUCAUACCUAUCGAUAUUGUGACCAGGUAUGGACGUUUGUUGUAGAAAAUGCAGUUGUGAAGACUGAUAACCAGGAAGAGCAUGUCGAUAAGUUGAAAAUCGUGGCCAUAGAUGCAAAAUUUGGUCAGCUUGCUUCGCGGUAGGUUAUCUUGAGCUCUAAAUACAAGCGGCAGAAAGGCAAUAUGAUUUGCAUAGAGUUUGUGAAAGGGCACCAUCGGCACAACUCUUGGGCAGAACCUCUUCAGUGAUUUCCUGGAUUACUACGUUGGGGAGAUAUGGAUCUGUAAGUAGACCUGUGAAUGCCAAUUCAGUUGGCCUUUCAGAUCGUUCCCAGAUCUGGAAUCUUAGAGGUUCAAGUUCUGGUGUACUUUAAUUGGGUAUUAGAUGCAAGCUGUUUUCGUCCAUGUUUUACUGGAUAACUUUGUGAUCAUGGAAGGGAAAUCAAGGAUGUGG
Molecule: messenger RNA, 1103 nt
Organism: Klebsormidium nitens
Lineage: Eukaryota; Viridiplantae; Streptophyta; Klebsormidiophyceae; Klebsormidiales; Klebsormidiaceae
Source: the annotation of a GenBank genome assembly